AUGGGAGAAGAAGAACCAGUGACUGAAGUUGCUAAGACUGAUUCAAAUGGCGGUAGCGUUGCGGCUAAGACAUUAGAUGAAGUUGUGGCUAAGAAAGACUUGGAAACUGAUGGAGGGAAAGUCUUCGAGAGUAAUGGACUUAAAGAAAUUGAAGAGGAUAAGAAAGGUGAUGAUGUGGAAAAGGUAAAAGAGGACGACAAAGAUGAUAUAGUGGAAGACGGAAAAGUGGAUAAGAAAGAUGAUGUGGUGGGGGAACUAAAAGAGGAUAAGAAAGAUAAUGAGGCUGAUGAAGUAAAUGAGAAGAAAGAUGAUGCAGUGGAAGAAGUAAAAGAUGAUAAGAAAGAGGAUGGGGCUGAAGAAGUAAAAGAGGAGACAAAAAAUGAUGGGGUGGAAGAAGUAAACGAGGAGAAGAAAAAUGAUGGAGUGGAAGAAGUAAAAAAUGAUAAGAAAGAUGAUGCGUUGGAAGAAGAAAAAGAGGAUAGGAAAGUUGAUGGGGUGAAAGAAGUAAAAGAUGAUGCAGUGGAAGAAGUAAAAGAUGAUGCGGUGGAAGAAGUAAAAGAGGUUAAGAAAGUUGAUGAGGUGGAAGAAGUAAAAGAGGAUAAGAAAGUUGAUGAGGUGGAAGAAGUAAAAGAUGAAGACGUGGAAGAAGAAAAAGAGGAUAAGAAAGUUGAUGAGAUGGAAGACGUAAAAGAUGAAGAUGUGGAAGAAGAAAAAGAGGAUAAGAAAGCUGAUGAGGUGGAAGAAGUAAAAGAUGAAGAUGUGGAAGAAGUAAAAGAUGAAGAUGUGGAAGAAGUAAAGGAGGAUACAAAAGAUGGUGAGGUGGAAGAAGUAAAGGAGGCUGCAAUAGAUGGUGGAGUGGAAGAAAUAGAAGAGGAUAAGGGAAUCGAUGGGGAUGAGGAAGUAAAGGUGGAAAUGAAAGAUAAUGGAGGCGUAGAUGUUAAAGAGGAUAUGGAAGUUGAUAGUGUAAAAGAAGUAGUGGAGGCUAAGAAAGAUGAUGAUGACAUUCAAGAAAUAGAAGAGGAUGACAAAAAUGUUGCUGAAUCUGAUAAUGAGAAAAUGGAUGUCGAUACUGAUGUUAAGGAAACUACAGAAGAUAAAGAAGAAAAGGAAAAAAUUGAAGCUGAAAAAGAAGAAGCAGAUUUGAUGGAAACAGAGGGUAGCAUUGAGGAAAAGGAAGAGGGCGAUGGAGAGGAGAAAACUGAAGCAGAGAUAGAGGAGAAAGAAGAGGGUGAUGAAAAUGAGGAAUCUGAAGCAGAGACAGUGGAGAAGGAAGAGGGUGAUGAAAAGGAGAAAACUGAAGCAGAGACAGAAGAGGAGGGGGAGGAGGAGAAUGACAAGGAUAGUAUUGAUAAAUCAAAAGAAGAUAAGGCAGAGGGUAGUAAGGGUGAGAAAGGAUCAAGAAAGCGUGUGAGAGGGAAGGUUAACGAGGAGAAAGUGAAGGAGAAAAGAAAGGAACUGAAGCAGCUAGAGCCUAAGACUCCUACUAGUGAUCGUCCAGUUCGAGAAAGGAAAUCAGUUGAGAGGUUGGUAGCAGUAAUUGAUAAAGACACAAGCAAAGAAUUACACAUUGAGAAGGGUCGUGGCACACCUUUAAAAGAUAUACCCAAUGUGGCAUUUAAGUUAUCUCGAAGGAAAAAUGAUGAUAGUCUCAAGUUGCUCCAUACAAUCCUCUUUGGAAGGAGAGGGAAGGCAGUUCAGGUCAAGAGUAAUAUAUCGAGGUUUUCUGGUUUUGUAUGGCAUGACAAUGAGGAGAAGCAAAUGCUUAAAGUAAAAGAAAAGCUAGACAAAUGUUUUAAAGAGAAGUUACUGGAAUUCUGUGAUGUGUUUGACAUAACACUUAACAAGUCAACAAUAAAAAAGGAAGAUAUUAUUACUAAGCUGAUAGACUUUUUGCUUGCCCCUCAUGCAACCACAACUGUGCUACUUGCAGAAAAAGAGUCCAGUAAAAAGCGCAAGCGUGUUGUGAAACGAGGUACAUCAAGGCCUAGGACUAGUACUUCGAGAGGUUCUUCUGCAAAGAGGCAGAAGAAAAAUGAAAGUUCUUUAGGAGUGGAGAAAAAGAGUACAACUGACACAGAAGAUGAAUCAGAGGGAGAGGAAAAAAAUGAAGAAAAUGAGGAUGAAACUGAUAAUGACAUUCCUGAGAAAUCUGAAGAUGAAAUAUCAGAGAAAUUUGAAAGGGAAGAUAAAAGUGAUUCUGGGAGUGAAUCUGAUGAUGUGAAAAAAAAGAGAAAACAUUCUAAAUCAUCAUCUUCAAAGAAAGAGUCCUCUGGAAGAAGUAAAAUAGAGAAAACUACAGUCACAAAUAAAUCUCGCUCACCUCCUAAGAGAGCACCUAAGAAAUCAUCAAAUACCCAACCAAAGUCUGACAAUGAUAUUGAUGAAAGUCCAAAGGUAUUUUCUAGGAAGAAGAAAAAUGAGCAAGGGGGAAAGCAGAAGAUAUCAACUCCAACUCCAACUAAGUCUUCAUCAAAGUCCAAAGAGAAAACUGAAAAGGUUGCUAAGGGUAGAGGCAAGAAGAAAGAGAAGUCCUCAGGUCCCAGUGAUAAUCAGUUGCGCAAUGCAAUAUGUGAAAUUCUUAAAGAAGUUGACUUCAAUACGGCCACAUUUACUGACAUUCUGAAGCUACUCGCUAAGCAAUUUGAUGUGGAUCUCAACCCAAAAAAGGCAGCUAUUAAGCUCAUGAUUCAGGAGGAGCUGACAAAACUAGCAGAAGAAGCAGAUGAUGAAGACGAGGAUGAAGAGGAGGAUACCGAGAAAGACGAAGGCCGGUCAACCGGCCAGGAGACCUAA
Molecule: messenger RNA, 2793 nt
Organism: Lathyrus sativus (Indian pea)
Lineage: Eukaryota; Viridiplantae; Streptophyta; Magnoliopsida; Fabales; Fabaceae
Source: the annotation of a GenBank genome assembly